Messenger RNA from Aspergillus versicolor CBS 583.65, 883 nucleotides. RefSeq lists its product as uncharacterized. The record is from RefSeq and is a predicted model, not a curated record. The transcript has a single exon. NCBI's taxonomy places the organism in Eukaryota, Fungi, Ascomycota, Eurotiomycetes, Eurotiales, Aspergillaceae. The coding region runs from base 283 to 765 and encodes 160 amino acids.
GGAUCGGAUAGGGGAUUCAUUGCAUCCUGCCCGGGGAAUUUGGGGCGAAUGGGAGGGGGUUCUGGUUCGAUACGCAGCGCCUCACACGAUCCAUUGAGCACUGAUCCCGUCCGACACGGGAAGUUUCGAACAAAUUAGACGCGGGAUUGGAGUCGUCUCCCCGUCAGCUCUCCUUCCCAACAUAGUAUAUUCGCAGACUCGGCAUUGGUGGCGUUUGCGAGGGACUUCCCCCAUGUAUCUGGAUGUUAUUCGUCGAUCAAGUGAUUCAGAUUAAGCCUCGCAAUGAUAUGGAAACACGGGCGGGGCGGCGAGGAGGGACAUCCUAGGAAUGUCAACAAUCAGACAGGAAGCGACUGUUCAUCACCAUGGUCUGGAAUUAAGACCGGUCUCGACCACUUCUUGACCCCCAUGAACUGGUUCCUGAGAUUAAGAACCAAUAUAACGGGAGCGACGGGAGGUGGCCGGCUCAGCAAGAUGAUGGGGUUGUUUAUCGAAGUCCUGCAAUAUCGAUUACUGAAUAAUAACUGGGAUAGUGUCCUCGGUUUCCCCACAAAUCUCAUUGAUUUCUCGUUUCAUCUUGCGCGAGGCUUGGAGUCGAAAUGGGUGAUGGCUUGGGCCGAUGGCUUCGACUGGCUCGUUAACUCAGUGCCCUGUCAUGCCUGGCCCCGCGAAGUGCCUCAUCCAUUUAAUUUCGUCCGACAAGGGUUCCAACCAACAAGCGGAUACAAUUGGCGCCCACUAUCCUUCAAGAACAGUGUGGCCUGAUCUCACGAUGCUGCGUCGGUCUUACAAUCGAUGAAUCACCCUGCCCUCCGGAAUCCCUCCCAAGAUAUUCGCCUCUUGUGUCCUGUCCCCAAUUCCCAAUUACCCAAGCGCCAUCUCG